CAUUCUGCCCUGGAGCCCACCAGGAACGAAAGAGAGAGAUCCAUCUGCCCUCCAGGACCUCAGCUAUGAACUCCCUCUCCACAAGCGCCUUCAGUCCAGUGGCCUUCUCUCUGGGGCUGCUCCUGGUGAUGGCUACUGCUUUCCCUACCCCGGGACCCCUGGGAGGAGAUUCCAAAGAUGAUGCCACCUCAAACAGACCACCACUCACCUCUGCAGACAAAAUGGAAGACUUCAUUAGGUUCAUCCUUGGCAAAAUCUCUGCAUUGAAAAAGGAGAUGUGUGAAAAGUAUAACAAAUGUGAAGACAGCAAGGAGGCACUGGCAGAGAACAACCUAAAUCUUCCAAAACUGGCAGAAGAGGACAAAUGCUUCCAGUCUCAAUUCAAUCAGGAGACCUGUCUGACAAGAAUCACUACCGGUCUUCAGGAGUUUCAGAUACACCUGAAAUACCUAGAGGCCAACUAUGAGGGUAAUAAGAACAAUGCCCACUCUGUGUACAUCAGCACCAAACACCUGCUCCAGAAGCUGAGGCCCAUGAAUCGGGUUGAAGUGACCACCCCCAACCCUACCACAGAUUCCAGCCUGCAGGCUCUCUUCAAGUCGCAGGACAAGUGGCUGAAACAUGUAACAAUUCACCUCAUCCUACGGAGCCUUGAGGAUUUCCUGCAGUUCAGCCUGAGGGCUAUUCGGAUCAUGUAGCCUGGGCAUCUAAGAUUGCUGUAGUUCAUGGGCAUUCCUUUCUCUGGUUAGAAACCUGUCCAUUGGGCACAUAACUUAUGUCGUUCUCUGUGAAGAACUAAAAGUAUGAGCGUUAGGACACUAUUUUAAUUAUUUUUAAUUUAUUGAUAUUUAAAUAUGUUGAGUUAAUUUAUAUAAGUAAUAGAUAUUUAUAUUUUUUAUGAAGUGCCACUUGAAAUAUCUUAUGUAUUCAUCUUGAAAAAGUUAACAUAAAAUGCUAUGCAGCUUGAAUAUCCUCAAUGUUUUGGAGUCAGGUCAUUUCUUGGAAUAUGUAAGUUUACCUCAAAUAUAUGGCUAACUUAUGCAUAUUUUUAAAAGAGAUAU
This is a messenger RNA of Mustela erminea (ermine), 1061 nucleotides long. RefSeq names its product interleukin 6 (gene IL6). Bases 66 to 698 code for a protein of 210 amino acids. Lineage: Eukaryota; Metazoa; Chordata; Mammalia; Carnivora; Mustelidae. Gene Ontology annotation, biological process: immune response; T-helper 17 cell lineage commitment; positive regulation of cell population proliferation. Gene Ontology annotation, cellular component: extracellular region. Gene Ontology annotation, molecular function: growth factor activity; interleukin-6 receptor binding; cytokine activity. The transcript is spliced from 5 exons. The record is from RefSeq and is a predicted model, not a curated record.